This is a messenger RNA of Prorocentrum cordatum, 1633 nucleotides long. NCBI's taxonomy places the organism in Eukaryota, Dinophyceae, Prorocentrales, Prorocentraceae. The record is from the annotation of a GenBank genome assembly.
AGGAGCAUUUUGGCACGGACAGCAUGAUGUAGAGCUGCGCGGCGCCGCGCCAUGGUGGCGCAGACUGCCAGCAGGUCUCGCUCGCCACGUCAUGGUGCGCAACCUCUGAAAGUUGGUGUGCAGCCCCCCGUCGUGUUCGAGGGUGGUGCUCGCGAGGACACGUGGGCCGGCCGCGGGCUAUUGAAGAAGCAGCUGCACGUCGGCUGCACCGCCACGCUCAAAGGGCUCUCCGUGCAGCGGAAUGGCCAGAGCUGCGUGGUGGAGGCCUUUAUCAGGGAGACGGGCAAGUGGCGCGUGCGGCUGCAGGGCAGCGGGCAGAGGAAAGAGCUGAAGCCCGACCACCUGAUCCUGGAGAGCCACGCGGAGGUCGCGCCGCCCUACGACUCCGCUAUCGAGGGCCCUCGUGCGGGCGCGGGCGCGGUCCCAGGGCGGGCCAGCGAAGCGGUCCGGCCGGAGGCGGAGGGGAGGCCGACGACGACGCUCGCCGCAGGACGGAGGGUCACGCUGCAGGGGCUGAGGAGUGCGGUGGAGCUGAACGGCCAGGGCGGAGUGCUGGAGGUGCUGAUCCCGGAGUCAGGGCGGUGGCGUGUGAAGCUCGACGGCGGGCAGGUCAAGGACCUGAAGCCGGACAACCUGGUGCCGCAGGAGGCGCCGGUGCUGCCAGACGCGCCCGAGUCGGUGCUCAGGGAGGCUGCCGCGCUUGAGGCGGAUCUCGACAAGGGCGCGCGCUGGGAGGCUACCCCAGGGGACGCGUGCGGGCCGGGGGGCCGCUUCGUCAUCGAAGAGAUGCUUGGCGAGGGCGUCUUCUCGACCGUCUUCCGCUGCAGGGACGCCCGGGUGAGCGGCAUGGCGUACGCCGUGAAGUUCACGCGCUCCAGCGAGAGGACGCGGAAAGGCCUCGAGAGAGAGAUCCGGAGGGGAUGGGGCGUGCUCUCCAUUUGGGUCCAAGCUGUAGUCACCAGAGUCGGUGGCGGCUGCACGACGGCGUGCCCCUUGGAACCCGCUGGCUGCAUCGUGCCUCGAGGCAGGCAGCCAGCAGGGGCCGAAGCGCAGCUCUCCGCCUCGCCGUGGCGUCGGUGGCGCGUGCCGCAGCGCGUGCACGACACGAGCAGGUGUGGGCAUAGUGGUCCAGGCGCCGCUCGUUUCAGAGAGAUGAUGAACGUGACGCGUGCCUUGGGACUUCCUCUCGUGGUGUUUGGGCGUCCUCGUCCUCGUGCUCGUGUUCCUGCCCGUUGUCUUCCUGGUCACCUCGCUGCCCUCCCCGUCAUCCACGCUGUCAUCCUCGUCAUCCGCCGCCUUGUCGUCGCCAUCGUUCUUCUUUCUUUCCCCCUACGAGCCCAAUGGACAACAUCGGCGCUUCCCGUUCCUGUCCGGUCAGGUCUUGGAGCGUUCCUGCGAAGAACGUAGAUGAUCUCGAACCGGAUCGCUGUGGCGUCAUCUUCUGUUGCGCGCGGUCAUGUAUUCAGAGCUUCAGCGGCAAUGAGUUUUUCAUACCUCUGGGUAAUUGCUCGGCAUGCUCACGGGGCGCCAUAUUCGGGAACAGCAUUGGUAUGUGGAUCACCUGGGCGGUCAGCCGUCUGGUGACGAUGCCUCAAGAUCUUUGCUCACGAGAUGCAUCGAUUUGCAAGCGUGU